UAAAAAACAAGAAAAGAAAAAGGCCCUGUUUUUGCCAUUGCCACAUUCUCCACUUCUUACAAAGUUACACCUCUAUUUUUUUACACGGUUUUGCCACCCCAAGUAUUUGCCUGCAAUUUGCAAACUAGACUUUCUCGACUCUUCUGAAAGCUGACUCCAUUUUCAGAAAAUUCCCUCUGCUAUUACUCGAUCAGAGGUGAGACCAACGUUCAAGAAAACAAAAUGGUGUCUUUUUCGGAAAUCAAAGCAGGAGCCCAUCUCAAUGGAGUCGCCAUUUUUGUUGGGAUUUUGGUUUUUUGUCUUAGCUUCACGACCACUGAUGCUUAUGAUGCCCUUGAUCCUAACGGGAAUAUAACUGUGAAAUGGGAUGUUAUGAGCUGGACUCCGGAUGGAUAUGUCGCUGUUGUUACAAUCUUUAACUUUCAGAAAUAUCGCCACAUUGAAUCACCAGGGUGGAAAUUGGGGUGGACAUGGGCCAAAAAAGAAGUGAUUUGGAGCAUGCUGGGAGGUCAAGCUACAGAACAGGGAGAUUGUUCAAGAUUCAAAGGAAACAUUCCCCAUUGCUGCAAAAAGAAUCCCACAAUUGUGGAUUUGUUGCCAGGAACCCCUUAUAACCAGCAGAUUGCAAAUUGUUGCAAAGGUGGAGUUAUAAGUUCUUGGGUCCAAGAUCCGGCAAAUGCAGCAAGCUCGUUCCAAUUAAGUGUUGGUCAAGCUGGGACCAGCAAUAAGACCGUUAGAUUACCAAAGAACUUCACCCUACUGGGACCAGGGCCUGGAUAUACAUGUGGACCUGCUAAAAUAGUAAAGCCAAGCAAAUUUACAACCCCAGAUAAAAGGAGAGUUACACAAGCUCUAAUGACAUGGAAUGUGACUUGCUCGUAUUCACAAUUCCUCGCUCAAAAGACACCAACCUGCUGUGUCUCACUCUCUGCCUUCUACAAUGACACAAUUGUGGGAUGUCCAACUUGUUCUUGUGGCUGUAAGAAUAUAACUCAGCCAGGAACUUGCGUAGACCCUGAUUCUCCGCACAUAGCUUCUGUUGUUUCAAACUCCGACAAGAACAACUUAGCUCCUCUUGUCCAGUGUACCAGCCAUAUGUGCCCUGUCCGAAUCCAUUGGCAUGUCAAACUUAACUACAAAGAAUACUGGCGUGUGAAGAUAGCAAUCACAAAUUUCAAUUAUAGAAUGAACUACACACAAUGGAACCUUGUCGCCCAACAUCCCAACUUCGACAAUCUCACUCAGAUAUUCAGUUUCAACUACGAGCCAUUGACGCCGUAUGGUUCCAUAAAUGACACGGCCAUGUUAUGGGGGGUAAAAUUUUACAACGACCUGCUCAUGCAAGCUGGCCCGUAUGGAAAUGUGCAAUCGGAGCUGUUAUUCAAGAAGGACAAAACAACUUUCACAUUCGACAAGGGUUGGGCUUUCCCAAGAAGAAUAUACUUCAACGGGGAAAAUUGUGUAAUGCCACCACCGGAUUCUUACCCAUACCUGCCAAAUUACGGUGUUCGUCUACCUAUCUCUAUGCUUCAUCUAAUAGUAACUAUUAUGGCAUCUUCGGUUGUCUUACUAUCGUAUCUCUGGUAAGCUCAAACAAUGGAAUAUGAAGAAGAAAAUUGGAUUGCCUGAUUCAUAGGAGAAAACAAUUCCUUGAUGUUCAAAUGGUCACAAUCCUUGUGCCUGGCAGUUCGGGAGCUCAUACUCAUGGUGGAAUAUUUUCAGUACAGUGAACUGAAUAAUAUGCAGUCGACUCUCAUUUGUUCUGUUACCGUUGUGCUGUAUUUUGCUGUUAACUUGAUUGUAUAUGUACAAAAUAACCCCCCAGGAAAAGUAUAUUAGAGGAACUCGAAGGCCAAAUUCAUUGUAAAGUUCUUAUCUAUUUUGCAGAAUUUAAGUUGUGAAAUCUUUUUCCAGUCUCA
This is a messenger RNA of Sesamum indicum (sesame), 1919 nucleotides long. Its product is annotated as protein COBRA. Gene Ontology annotation, biological process: cellulose microfibril organization; plant-type cell wall cellulose biosynthetic process. Gene Ontology annotation, cellular component: plasma membrane. Lineage: Eukaryota; Viridiplantae; Streptophyta; Magnoliopsida; Lamiales; Pedaliaceae. The record is from RefSeq and is a predicted model, not a curated record.